Messenger RNA from Ochotona princeps (American pika), 2901 nucleotides. RefSeq names its product coiled-coil domain containing 6 (gene CCDC6). The record is from RefSeq and is a predicted model, not a curated record. The transcript is spliced from 9 exons. Bases 328 to 1758 code for a protein of 476 amino acids. NCBI's taxonomy places the organism in Eukaryota, Metazoa, Chordata, Mammalia, Lagomorpha, Ochotonidae.
GCUCUCGGCACGCUUUGCAAGGGCUGGCCUAGCGAGCGCGCCAGGCCCGGCUGGAGCGAGCCCCGGUGCAAUACUGCCCGAGCCCGGGCGGGGUCUCUGUUCUCUGGCAGAGGCGGUCCCUUGGCAGCGGGAAGCUCCCUCUCUUUCUCUCGCCGCCGCUCCGAGUCUGCGCCCUGGUGCCAGGCGCCCAGCUCGGCGCUCCCCUGUGCUCGCCGGGCGCCCACUCAUUCGCAGCCCAGCCUUCGCCGCCGCCGCUGCCGCCGCCACCACCACCACCGCCUCCCUGCUCCUCCUCCUCCUCCUCCUUUCCCCCAGCCCGUCGCGGCCAUGGCGGACAGCGCCAGCGAGAGCGACACGGACGGGGCGGGGGGCAACAGCAGCAGCUCGGCCGCCAUGCAGUCGUCCUGCUCGUCGACCUCGGGCGGCGGCGGCGGCGGCGGCCCCGGGGGAGGAGGCGGCGGUGGGAAGUCGGGGGGCAUUGUCAUCUCGCCGUUCCGCCUGGAGGAGCUCACCAACCGCCUGGCCUCGCUGCAGCAGGAGAACAAGGUGCUGAAGAUCGAGCUGGAGACCUAUAAACUCAAGUGCAAAGCGCUGCAGGAGGAGAACCGCGACCUGCGCAAAGCCAGCGUGACCAUCCAAGCCAGGGCUGAGCAGGAGGAAGAAUUCAUCAGUAACACGUUAUUCAAGAAAAUCCAGGCUUUACAGAAGGAGAAAGAAACGUUGGCUGUCAAUUAUGAAAAGGAAGAAGAGUUUCUCACUAAUGAGCUCUCCAGAAAAUUGAUGCAGUUGCAGCAUGAGAAAGCUGAACUGGAGCAGCAUCUUGAGCAGGAGCAAGAAUUUCAGGUCAACAAACUGAUGAAGAAAAUCAAAAAACUGGAGAAUGAUACCAUUUCCAAGCAACUUACGUUAGAGCAGUUGAGACGGGAGAAGAUAGACCUUGAAAAUACCUUGGAACAAGAGCAAGAAGCACUGGUUAAUCGUCUCUGGAAAAGGAUGGAUAAACUUGAAGCUGAAAAGCGAAUCCUGCAGGAGAAACUAGACCAGCCCGUCUCUGCUCCCCCAUCGCCUAGAGAUAUCUCCAUGGAAAUUGAUUCUCCGGAAAACAUGAUGCGCCAUAUCAGGUUUUUAAAGAACGAAGUGGAGCGGCUCAAGAAGCAGCUGAGAGCUGCCCAGUUACAGCAUUCAGAGAAGAUGGCGCAGUAUCUGGAGGAGGAACGCCACAUGAGGGAAGAAAACUUGAGGCUGCAGAGGAAGCUGCAGAGGGAAAUGGAGCGAAGAGAGGCUCUGUGUCGACAGCUGUCCGAGAGUGAGUCCAGCCUGGAGAUGGACGAUGAAAGGUAUUUUAACGAGAUGUCUGCCCAAGGAUUAAGACCUCGCACUGUGUCCAGCCCAAUCCCUUACACUCCUUCUCCAAGUUCAAGCAGGCCUAUAUCACCUGGUCUGUCAUAUGCAAGUCACACAGUUGGCUUCACCCCUCCAACUUCACUGACGAGAGCCGGAAUGUCUUACUACAAUUCCCCGGGGCUUCACGUGCAGCACAUGGGAACAUCCCAUGGUAUCACAAGGCCUUCACCGAGGAGAAGCAACAGUCCUGACAAAUUCAAACGGCCCACGCCGCCUCCGUCUCCCAACACACAGACCCCAGUCCAGCCGCCUCCACCCCCACCACCGCCCCCCAUGCAGCCCUCGGUCCCCUCGGCAGGCAGCUCGCAGCCCACCCCUUCGCAACAUUCGGUGCACCCCUCCUCCCAGCCUUAAUGCAUGUGCUUAGUCUGAAUUCCAAGUUGGGACUCGUCCAAUGGAGCCGUCUACUCCACGCCAAAGGCUUCCUUCCCUGGCAUAUUUGGAUCUGACUUCUUUGCACUGAGGUUAUCUAGGCUUCACUAUCCAUUGUGCUGUAAGUGUCGGUCGGAAACGCAGCCAGUGUUGUGGGUCUACAACACUAACCAGACGACUUUUCCCAUCAGUGUUUUACUUGAAUCUACGCGUUCGUCCAUUCCCUGGCUGGAACAUUUGCUAUUCGGUAUUUGGUAAUUCAGCAGCAGUGUGCAAUUUUGGCUUGGCCCCAGAGCUUCAUUCUCCUGGCUUUUAGGUUUGUAAAAUAAUAAUAAUAAAAAGGGAUAUCUUUUUUAUAAUUUUUUCCAUGAAUUUGCAGGAAAUUACUGAGCUGUUACUCUUCCCCCCGUCAUAACGGUGUUGAUCAAACAAAACCAAGAAUUCAGCACUACAGACAGACUUUUGAAAAUCUAGCUUUCAGUGGAGAGUGGAAAGUUAGAUGAAUCAGUGCCCAAAAGCUAUACUCUUUAAUAGAGCUUUCUACAGAUACACUCUUUACAGGUUAUUUUCAGUAUAAAUCAACAUCCUCAUGUCUUGUAAAACAGGUAGCCUAAAGUGAUGACUGUGACCGUUCAUGAGAUGGGUAAUUACUGUAUAUUAAGGUGUGGCUCUUUUAUCAAUGUUAAUCUACCUGAACCAACCUCGUCUAACAUGAGUCGAUAAAUGUUGUCUCACCCACCAGUGGUUUUGAUGGCUGAUUAGAAUGUGCUCUUUGAUCUCUGCUGCAGAAGGCAAUGUGAUUGUAACAGAUACAGUGUGAUUUCCCCUUCCGUUCUUUGUUUUUUGUUUCCCUAAAAUAGAGUUUGAACAAAUAUUUUAAAGGUGCAAAAUACUAUUAGAAAAUACUAUUGGAAACAGACCUUGUAGGAGUAUUAUGGCAUCGUGGCCACCAAACACUGUAUUGCUUGGCAGAAAGGAAGUGUAGAGGAAAGUAGCACAUUAGCAUUGACGACUGCUUAUCUCACCCAGUAUGAGCAAGUGCAGUGUACAAAGAAGUAUAUUCUGAAUACAUUAUUUCCAUUCAUUUAGCACAAAUAAAUCAUUUGGUUUCACUUUGAGGUGGAA